ACCACUUCCACCUCUCACUUCUUUUGUUCAGUUUUCAGUUUACCCGUUUACUGCAGCAAGUUGUGUCUGUGUGGUAAAUUGUCAAUUCCAUACAUCAAAUAAUAACUUUUUUUAACAUGAUGAAUAUAUUUGCUAAUUUUAGUGACGUCAUCUCAUCGAUCACUCAUAUUUAUAUUUAACACAUACUGCUGUUGAGUAAAUGAAUUUAUCUGUUGGUUAACGAUGCCGAAGAGUAAUAAAAUAAAGAGAAAUAAAGCAGCCGCUCGUUCAAAGCUUGUUAAUAAAAAAAAGUCUACGACUUUACAAUCCGGAGUUAUGUCAGAGAACAGACGGGAGUCAGUUGAACCUGAUGAAAUACCUGAGACACCUAAUAAUGUGGAUAAAAAUUCAUCUACGAGCAAUGGCGGCUUUGUCGCAGAUGAGCAUGAGUUUAAUUACGAGGAUAAUGAAUUAGAGCAAUUACAUAUCAACAGAUUGUUUAAUCAUAUUUGUUACUCUGAAGAUGUUGUUUCCAUGCUGCCGAAUCGAUCAUGGGCUAUCCAUUGUACUGAGGAACCAUUAAAACGUAUUGUUGUCAGUGAAAUUUCUAUGGUUAAUUUACAUGGAAGAGGUUUUGAACCCUUUUAUAUUAAACAGAUCGUACUAGACGAAAAACUUAACUUCGAAUUAUUUUUAAUAAACGCAAAGACUGUGUUAAAAGACAAACCUUGUUCAAUAAGUAGUAUAUCUGAUUUUGAGUCAGUGCUGGACUACGUGAGCAGUUUAAAACUGUGCGGGGGUGGUCCAGAGGUAACGAAAUACAACAACGUAAGCCCUGAGUGCGCUUACAAAGAUCCUUACAACAAGUGGAGACACAACUUGUGCACACUCGAGGUCCACGACUGCGACGUGUGUGAGGCAUGUGUGUCUCUUGAGGAAAUCCUUAAACGUCAUUCCCAGCGAACAAAGUCGCCUCUGAAAUCUCGCAACCACGUCGUCGUGGCCAAGAGGAAAAAAAUUUAAUUACCGUAAUUUGAAUGUUGCGUAUAGUGAUUUGUUAAAAUAAAAAUCUAUUUUAUAUUUCAGAUUAAUAUAUUAGAAUAGUCUUCGCUGAUAAAUGUUCAAAGAUUUGAUCUUUGGAUUAAUAUUUUCAUGAGUUCAGACAAAAAAUCAUAAUAUUGAAGUUAAUCGACAUCUUAUAGUUUUUGGAUUUUUUUCAAAAGAUAAAUUGUAAAAAAAAAAAUAUUUAAAAAAAUUGCACCUAUAGUUUUUUUA
Microplitis demolitor is the source of this 1254-nucleotide messenger RNA. RefSeq lists its product as uncharacterized. The coding region runs from base 223 to 1002 and encodes 259 amino acids. The transcript is spliced from 4 exons. NCBI's taxonomy places the organism in Eukaryota, Metazoa, Arthropoda, Insecta, Hymenoptera, Braconidae. The record is from RefSeq and is a predicted model, not a curated record.